AUCUUCGGUUUUAUGGAAGCCACUUGCAGCAACAACAGAUGAGAGUUGCUUUGCGCUCUCUUCCUUUCUGAGAAGAGAUUAUCUGUGGCAAUGCAGUAAUGUUUGUCUUGAUAUAACUUCUGCUAUGUAAACUAUUGUUUUCGCUCUUUGAAAAGAUGGAACACAGUUUUGCAGAUCUACUCAGCAAUGCUUUUUCAGAAACAACUAUUACCUCAUUCCCCGACGGAGAUUUGGACUUUGAGAAUUUAAAUUUUGAUGAAAAAUGUGAGGAAGACAAAACUGACAUCUCUCACGAAAACUUGCUUACAAAGGAAGACGGAGCUCUUCAACAGGAAGCAACUGGUCCACCUGCAGUUUUGUCUGGCAUGAAAUCUAGAGAUAUGUACGUGGCUGAAAAGCAGUCUGAUGAUAAAUGUGAUGAGGAAGAAUUUGAUGGUGCAGAGUUAAUGAGUAGGACCAACACACUGGUGCAGGAUUACACAAGCUCAGAGUCUGAACAGGAAGUCUCUGGAGAAGAUGAAGAGGACGAGGAUAUGGUGACAGGAGAAAAACCAGGGGAUUUGCUGAGGCUGAUUCACUUCAGCGACGAGUUUUGCAAUGGUAAUAAAGAGGACAGGGUCUUUGGUGAGGGACAACCUCUGGCCCCAGAGGGGGCUGAAAACCCUCAAGUUAGAAACAAGGAGCAAGGUGAGGGUGAGAGCGAUGAGGAGGAGUCCUAUUUUGAGAGAGUCCCUGAACGUGGCGGUGAGAUGAUGAUAAAAGGUGACAGGAGUGAAGAGGAUAAGCAAGAGAAGGACAAUGAAAAUAAGGAAGAAGAGGCGUGUGAUUCUGAGUGUGAGGGCAUGAAAAUUUCUCUGUGCUUAGAGCAGAAGCAUGAAAGUCCUUGCAGAGAUGGACCGGGGAAAGCCAGUUUGGAGUUUCCAGAAAUAUCAGUGCAAAAUCUGCAGGAUCUAAUUGCUGAAGUUGAUAGUGAAGAUUAUGGAGAGAGAAUGAAGGAUUUUUCAGGGAACGAGCACCAAGACGCAGGUGAGAGCUUUGCAGAUUAUCCAUCAGACUUGUCUUCUUGUGAAUAUGUGGAAGAUGGAGGAAAAAAUCAAGAGAGUAAUCACCAGUCGAACGCCUUGGCUUGUGCAUUCAAAAGCGGUUCAAUUGCAAAGCAGAACACCUGCCUGGAAAAAGCUGUGACACAUACAACAGGGAUGCGAAAAGCUGAGGACACUGAUAAGGAGGGAUACGGGUAUCCGUACAGCAGAGACUUAGAGGUGGAUUCUGUUGAGUUCAGGAGCUUGGACUUGGCAGAUGGAGAAAGAGAGAUUGUGGAGAAUGUAUUGGGUGAUGCAGCUGUAACAGGGGUUGGAGAUGGAGGUGAGACAGGUGAGAGUGAUUCCUGCAUCUCCAGUGAUGACAAGGACCAAGAAAUGAGGAUUAAUGAGGAAAUCACUAACGGUACGCAAGAUCUUGAAAGCAACAAGCAACGGAUGGAGACUCGCGGCGGGAGCAGAGCAACGUUUUCUGACGAUGAUGACGACAACAGAGUGAAUCCAGCCGAUUUCAACAUGAAUUGGAAUAUAGACGUGUUGACAACUGGUACCCUUUGGUCUGAAGACCUGUUUACCACAGAGGACACAGACAAAGCGGAAACAUCGUCUUCAGAUGAGAAUCAGCGUCCUCCAGAAGACGUCAACAGCUACUCAACGACAACAAGCCCCUCUAACCAGGGAUCCCUGGAUGAUGGUUUCUUCUUCAACACUGAACCUGAAGCCUCUAGGGUCUACGAGCUGGGACAGUUGGGAGACGACAAGAAUGAAGAGGAGAGAAACUGGGAACAGGAGCAAGAGAGAAUCAAGGCUUUCUAUGAGUUUUAUGAUGACAGCAACGGAGACGACAAAAGAGAAGGGAGGCAGAUAAAAGUUCAGUUUUGUGCAGAACCAUUGUCUCAAGUCAUUCACUAUGAAACUGACAGCAGUGACAGAGACUCAGUCAGCAGCUCCACAGAAGGGGAGGAGGACCCGAGCUCCGCAGAAACAUCUGAGGAAUGGAGGGAGCCAGACGACACCACGCAAUUGACACCGGCUUGUGAUCCCCCGAACACUCAGCUACCAGAGAACGUGCCAGAUAUCGGCAACACACACAUUUGUAGCAAGAAACACAAAGUGCUUUACUCGUUGGCCUUUACUGAACAUUCACUUUGUUCAUGUGCUACUGAAUUGUUUGUUUACAUGUACCUUUCUGUCCUGUGCUUUGUUCCACAGUGUUUCAACAUGCUGAAGCUGACACUGAAGAUGGGUCUGGUGAUCCUGACGGGACUGCUGAUGUUCUGGUUUGCCACAGACCAAGCGGGCUGGCUCAGCCACGUGUCGUUCUUUUAGGUGAAAGCCUAAUUGUGGUCCUUAAAACUUGUUCACAUUAUUACGGGU
This is a messenger RNA of Etheostoma cragini (Arkansas darter), 2417 nucleotides long. RefSeq lists its product as uncharacterized. The record is from RefSeq and is a predicted model, not a curated record. The coding region runs from base 156 to 2369 and encodes 737 amino acids. NCBI's taxonomy places the organism in Eukaryota, Metazoa, Chordata, Actinopteri, Perciformes, Percidae. The transcript has 6 exons.